AUGGCUAACCAGGAGAUUGAUUACAUCUUUCAUCAUGUUUUCCUUCCUCCCCAGCUUCCUCAGUCCGAUGAUUUCAGUGUUCACUAUGAGACGGCACUUGUUUCAUGCGUUCUUGAUUGUCUUGUUAAGUUCAAAAAUAAUGUGUCAAAAGAAGAGUCAGCGGCUGUUCAGUCAGCGAUUGGAUUGAUUCAAGCCUUCAUUCGAGUUCAUAUCGAUCUUGCAGGCACGACUGCUGUUAGUGAAUUCGAGCUCUGUGAAGUUUUGCGGGACCUUGACUGUGUGGGUAGGUUACGCAUGCUAUCCUAUGACUUAGGUGCAUCAACUUACAGUUGUACAGGCGGAGUCGUCCCGCUUCAUAUCCGAGCGCAGAACGCCGGAGUCCUAAUUACCAAGACAAUCAGCGAUAUGCACAUCGAAACAUUCGAGCUGUCUCCAGAGAACAAGGCUGUCGUCUCGACCAUUGGUCGACUUCGCAGGUGCUUUCCCGGCUCCGCUAUAGCCAUUGACCUUCAAACGACUUGUCAGGAGGGCUUCAUAGAAAAUCUAGCUGCAACGUUGGCACAAAUGAGUAGCCAAAGCGCUCCCGACACUCAGCCAUUGGUCAAAAAAGCAGGGCAGCUCCACCAAGAGAUUCGAGAUACGACACACCCCAAGAUAGUCACCGAACUCCUCAACGCCUAUUUGCUAGUCCUUGGACGCCCCCUGCCUGGCACAAGGCUGUGGAAGAACACUAGAGAAGAAGUCCUUUGGAGCGACUGCCACCUCCCAUGGCGUAGGUCGCCCACGUGGCUGCUGAUUCGAGUGGCUUUGCAGCUUGUGUUUGGUCGACGAUGUGUGGAGUUGGGGCUGUCUGAAGAUCUUUACAAAAUCUUCAUGCUGUUUCUCGUGGCAGAGAUCCUCAAUCAGAGUCUGGGGAACGAAAUACCUUCAGAGACUCUCAUUCUUAUGAACGCAAAAGUUUCACGGCGUCUUCACAAGUUGGAAGACGACCGUGAAGGGCUUUGGCUGUCACACGUUCGCCAGACAAUGUGUCGCGCCAACGAGAUUCUCGCCGCGAGAUGGUCGGCAAUCCAGCAGCGGGACGCUCCGCCUCUCAACCUUGAUCGCUUGAGAACCUUGGAUUUCGAAAAAGACACCAUCAUGCACUUACCUGAACUUGACCAGUUUUUGGCUCAGCUCUGCCACCGGCAAAAAACGACUGAGCCCUCUGACUUCACUCCAAGCUGGGCUCUGGCCAAGACUAGACCAGAAACCCUUCCUGACCUGAGUUUUACACACGAUCGGGAACACUUGACCUUUAACUUGGAGUCUUUUGAGGUCUGGGUCGAAUAUCACCUCGAAAACUGGUUAAAACGUCGCAUGGACCAAAAAGACACAGAUGCCUGCGCUGAGCUUCGCCAGCUUAUAGAGGGGUAUCAUGUAGUUGCGAGCGACUUCUACUUGGAAAACCCAGAAGAAACAUCGAUCAUGCUACUUACAAUACUGGAGCUGUGGAUUGCUUGCGACAAAAUGGCCGUAGUCUUGUAUCCAAUGCUGUUAGAGUAUGACCCCGGUAUCCCGAAUGACAUUUUCGAGAACUUUCUCCUGCCACUCAGGCAACAAAUGGCCCGAUUACAUCGAGCGGAGUUAUAUGUUCACUGUCGUUCCAAACAAUCUCGCUUUCCUGCUCCAAAUAUCUAUACUGAUUUCGGGUCACAAAACUCUUUUUCUGUCCGGUAUUUCAACCAAUCAGCCAAGCACCAGAGCCUGCUCAAUGGUAUUCAAGCCGAGGCACAAAGAGACCGAGGUGCGAAACAUGCUGAAUUUGAAAGGUUGCAAGCUAAAUAUCAGAGCAUAAUGAGGGAAUAUAACCAAUUAUCUUGCACCUAUGAAACCUACUACAGCCAUAAACUGUAUCAAAACGUUACCAGGCACAGUGGCAGCUGCAAGAAACACCGCUGCCUCAAAGAUGCCAAAAACGUCGUUAUCCAAAUACAUGAGUGGCCGCUGCCUACACGCCAGUUGGAAGCAAAAUCCGUGGUUUUUGAGCUAUCUCUGCCGUCAUCUUUCGGGUACUGGCGAGAAGCCACUGUUUUCGCCCUCUUUUCCGUUUUCAGAGUCAAGCAACACGGCGGACAUAAUCCUCGGAAUCGUUACACCUUGGGCAACUAUCGAGGGCUCUCGGAGUAUUUUUCCAGAAACAUCACCUCGCAGCAUGUAUAUCUUCUUUCUCAAGAUAAACCUCAUACUGUCACUCAUCGCUGUUCUUUAGCGGUUGGGACUGCGACCACAUUUCAAGUUUGUCUGGAUAAUGCUCUUCACUACGAGUACUUUAAUGAGUAUAGAAGUAGCAUGCUCACCAGUUUUGACCCAACCCAAGAGAUUCCACGACGCUGUACCUACAAAAUGCCAGAGCAGUCCUCAUCGUUGGAUCGAUUUUUGUUCAGGCCGGCUUCAGAGCCGAAUGGCCCAACACCCAACACUGUCAUAGCCACGCAGUCGAAUUGCCCUGAUCAGAUGGCACUGGACGAGUACAAGGCGCUCUGCUCGAUUCCACUAGGAUUCAGACUGCAAUGGAGCAAUAUUCUAGUUCAGCUAUUUUCUCCAUCUGUGGACUUCAGAAAGUCGGAAACACGGUUGGCCACGCUUCAAUGCAUCUACCAGGCAGGCCCAUCAUGCGGUGAUAUCCUGAGAGAGGCUCACAAAACUUUUGAAGAUGUCACAUUUUGCGAGAAACUUCUUGAAGGCCUCAAUGAAGCGACGUUGCGGUUCGAACAGAAUUGGCAAUCUUCUAUUGCGCUGUGUACUUUUAUUUCUAUUGCAAUUCGCCUGCUCUCCUUAACGACUUGUUUUAGCAUACGGUCAAAAUGCUUCGAAUACUUGGAGAAGGCUCGCCGGAUAACUUUUGCUUGGGCCUGUAGUCUCAAAGAUAAGGCCCAAAAUAGCUCAGGUGAAACGGAAAGACUCUUGAUGCAGAAGCGAGAGAUGGAGUUUGCAUUGAUUUGUUCUGAAACUUUCAACGUCGAUGACGCUUUCCGAAGUAACGUCCUCUCAAACAGCAGUAACAUAUCAAUCUUCAUCCAAUGCGCUAUUAUGAUUCAAGAGAGCUGUCAUUCGCACCUGAAGACUCUUGGGACGCCGCUGCAACACCUAUACUCUCGAUGGCAAAGGAAUUGUCUGCACUCGUAUCAAGUCCUACUCGAGAAAAUUAUCAUACAAAAGACCAGUGCGCUUGAUGACGCGCUUUCUAAGUCCUGGUCGGAAUACAAACGCAGCGACCAGUGGCACAUUCUGUCACACAGGCAUGGUUGUUGGCUUACGACGAGCACUGGCGUGCCAGGCGAGACACUUCCAGUUCAUUAUUGCCUCGUGACUGGAGAAUUACUUGUGAAUGGGAUGCCUUUAGAUCAUCUUCCAAGUCAAUAUCUACAACAUCCUAUCUACGCGGCACUUUUCGGACGUUUGUCUUUAGAGAUCAUGCCCACCUCAGUCGCCGGAUUGAAGUUCUCAUCGAGGAGACUACAUGCUGGGCAUAGUAUUCAUUUAGGUAUGGAGAAGGAUCCCAGGGAGCCAAGUCUUGAUCUCCUAGUGCAAGCCAGAAAUAAGGACUCAAAGUUGGAACUCAUACCACACAAAUAUAUUCAAGGAAAGUUCCCCAUCGACUUUGUAGAGAACUACAUCCAUUGGUACAACUAUAAUGAUAGCUAUAUUGAGUUCUGCGACAUCUCAACUCCCUGGACUCACUCUGCGACCAAUUGGCAGUUAAGGCACUUCAACGACACCAAUGUGUGGAAGCUAGUUCGCGGAGAGAUUUCGCUCGUCAAUAUCAAAAGUCCAUCGGCGCGUUUACUUGGGAGUCUGUUGGAGCCGCUGGAAGAUUCCUCAUGGAUCCACAUAUCUCAUCAUAGCCGAGAAUCGUCUUUACAGCUCGAUCUUCCGCGGCGUCGACUUGAUUUCUCAUUGAAGUCUGGGGAGACCUUAGUCAGGUCCAGGCAGUUCCGCGGCAUGUCCAUCGAUGAGAAUCAAGCCAUUGGAACCCUCGUUGGAUUACGGGAUAAGUUAAUUCUCAAGCACGACAAGCCCCGGCACAGCCUUCUCUCCUUAGCUCGGAAAGUACUCGUUCCAGAGGGCACUGUCUCAAAUCGGAAAGCGGCAGAUCAUGUCGAUGUCACAAUUUCCAAGGAUGAAUCUUCCAGGGUCUUGGCCUAUGAAGUGGACCAUGAGCUCGGCCGAAUUAUCAGUAGCAGUCGGCAAAGCAAGCUUUUUAUCGCUUAUCUCCAUGCCUUGACAUCAUUUGGUCUACCGGAUCCGUUGACACGGCAAAGUGGAACAGAGUCGUCGUUGUCAAUACUUACUUCAGCUUCCAUCAUGUCGAUUGAUUGGCUCACUACUGAGAACGUUGACAUAUUAAGACGCCUCGCUUUGUUGACACCUGGGAGAACCUACUACCCAUCUCAUGAGCGCGUCAUGCAGACAGUGACGUGGUCGCGUACCCUUGGGUGUUUAGCACAACAUAACCUUUUCCUCGAGUAUGUUGUCUCUGUUUUCAAGAUCGCAGAACGAUCAAAACUAUUCCAUCCAGAAGUAUAUGUUGAACCGCCCCGCCUCGAUCAUGUCGUCCCAGAAUUGUUGAAACGAGAUAGCAUCCGCUCCUCUACGUUCCGAGUGUCGAGAUUUGGAGCUGAAUGCCACGAAGUUGACUAUGACAUUAUAUAUAAGUCCAGGGAUACUUCUGAAUCCAGUCAGAAAACCAGGGCGUUUCAAAUUGGUCGCUAUUUUUACCUUGGGCUGAUCUCUCUCUUUCAGCCACCUCCGGUAAACCUAGAGAAUCAUCUUUGGACCUUUCUUGCAUCUUGCCCUAAAGUCCUCGGCCACGACAGGGUAUUUGAGUCCGAAGGUGUCAUGUACAGCUCCGACUUGAUUCUGGGUUCUUUGGAUUACAUAAAGAAGAAUUGGAUACUUCUACACCGCAAUCUCCAUGCUGUUAACAGGUUCCGAACGAUGAUUUGGAUUGUCACACUCUCAUUUGUCGAAAUCUCUGACAUACAUAUACUUCAGAUGCUUGCUAGAUUCCACACAGAUACCACACUGCAAAAAGUGUCCGCACCUUCAGCUGACAGCUUCAACCUUUCAAAGGGGACCGAAUACGUGAAUGAAAGAGUCCGUAGCGCUAUUGAACCAGGGUUCACGUCUUAUGGACUAUCUACUGAGCGGUUUCUCGCACAUUUUAAUUUCAAUGAUGAUUCUGAAAGCCUCCAGAAGCUACGAAACCUGGAUUACUAUUCCGAAAGAACCGCCUGUCAGAACCACGUCGUGUCCUGUUUACGGAAACAAUGGCCUAGCAGAACUCCGCAUAAGCCAGCUAUUUCUGGCUCAAAGGACAUUCACGAGGAGGAUUCCACAGCAAUGACCGCAUGGCCGAAUUACAUCGAUUGGAACGUGGUCAAAGGUUCGAUCAAAAACUUGUUCGAGAGCUGGUUCGAUAAUGGCCAGUUCAAGGAAUACCUGGGGCAACUAGCCCGUCAAUCACCAACUCAUGAUGUGCCAAUUGUGAUGCCGAGCCCCCAGUUAAAGACUAAAGCUUGGACGCUUAAGCGAAAACCUGGCUUCCUCGGUUACGAUGAAGUCUUUGGAGAAAUUUCCAUUUUCCUCCCCAAGCCAGAGACUGGAUCCUGA
Messenger RNA from Colletotrichum truncatum, 5655 nucleotides. RefSeq lists its product as uncharacterized. NCBI's taxonomy places the organism in Eukaryota, Fungi, Ascomycota, Sordariomycetes, Glomerellales, Glomerellaceae. Gene Ontology annotation, biological process: protein deubiquitination involved in ubiquitin-dependent protein catabolic process. The record is from RefSeq and is a predicted model, not a curated record. Gene Ontology annotation, cellular component: cytoplasm; nucleus. Gene Ontology annotation, molecular function: cysteine-type deubiquitinase activity; K63-linked polyubiquitin modification-dependent protein binding.